GGCGGCGCUGCCGCAGGGCUCCCCGCAGCCGCGAUGAAGUUGCGGGCGAGCGGCGGGGCGGGCGGCCCCGUGUCCCCCCGCGCGGGGCCGUAGCCCGGGGCGCUCCUCCCGGCCGCGCUCCCCGCCAUGCUCUAACCCCGCCGGCGGCGCUCUGCCCCCUCGGGGAAGUUUGAUGGCUUCUUUGAGGAGAGUCAAAGUCCUGCUGGUGUUAAACUUGAUCGCCGUGGCCGGCUUCGUCCUUUUCCUGGCCAAGUGCAGACCCAUCACGGCCAAGAGCGGAGAUUCCUUCCGUGACAUCCAUCCCAGGGCAGAAGUGGCCAACUUGACCGCCCGCGGCAUCGGCUCCAUCCAGGAUGCCGUGCUGAAGAGGCUCUCCCUCCUGGAAGACAUCGUCUACCGGCAGCUGAACGGUCUGUCCAAGUCACUUGGUCUCAUUGAAGGCUAUGGUGGGCGCGGUAAAGGUGGGCUUCCAGCCACACUGUCCCCUGAGGAGGAGGAGAAGGCAAAGGGACCGCAUGAGAAAUACGGCUACAACUCCUACCUCAGUGAGAAAAUUUCACUGGAUCGUUCCAUACCAGACUAUCGUCCAACCAAGUGCAAAGAGCUGAAAUAUGGCAAGGACCUGCCUCAGAUCUCCAUCAUCUUCAUCUUUGUGAAUGAAGCACUGUCGGUUAUCUUGCGAUCGGUGCACAGCGCUGUUAAUCAUACGCCAGCUCACCUCCUGAAGGAGAUCAUCCUUGUGGACGACAACAGUGAUGAAGAGGAACUGAAGGCACCGCUGGAAGAAUAUGUCAACAAACGAUACCCAGGGCUCGUGAAAGUGGUGCGCAAUCAGAAGAGGGAAGGCCUUAUCCGAGCUCGCAUUGAAGGCUGGAAAGCUGCCACUGGCCAGAUCACUGGGUUUUUCGAUGCCCAUGUGGAGUUCACUGCCGGCUGGGCUGAGCCAGUUCUUUCACGAAUUCAGGAAAAUCGGCGAAGAGUCAUCCUUCCCUCCAUCGACAAUAUCAAGCAGGACAACUUUGAGGUGCAGCGUUACGAGAACUCUGCCCACGGGUACAGCUGGGAGCUGUGGUGCAUGUACAUCAGCCCCCCCAAGGACUGGUGGGAUGCCGGGGACCCCUCGCUGCCCAUCAGGACACCAGCAAUGAUCGGUUGCUCGUUCGUUGUGCACAGGAAGUUCUUUGGAGAGAUUGGGCUUCUCGAUCCCGGGAUGGAUGUGUAUGGAGGGGAGAACAUUGAGCUCGGCAUCAAGGUGUGGCUGUGCGGUGGCAGCAUGGAGGUCCUGCCUUGCUCCAGAGUGGCUCACAUCGAGCGCAAGAAGAAGCCCUACAACAACAACAUCGGUUUCUACACCAAGCGCAAUGCCCUGCGGGUGGCUGAGGUGUGGAUGGAUGACUACAAAUCACACGUCUACAUCGCAUGGAACCUGCCACUGGAGAAUCCGGGUAUUGAUAUUGGAGAUGUUUCUGAGAGAAAAGCAUUAAGGAAGAGCUUGAAGUGUAAAAAUUUCCAGUGGUACCUGGACCAUGUUUAUCCAGAAAUGAGGAGAUACAACAACACCAUUGCUUAUGGCGAGCUUCGAAACAACAAGGCGAAAGACGUGUGCCUUGAUCAGGGCCCACAGGAGAACCACACAGCGAUAUUGUACCCGUGCCACGGCUGGGGACCGCAGCUUGCACGCUACACCAAGGAGGGCUUCCUUCAUCUCGGCGCCCUCGGGACCACGACUCUCCUACCCGAUACUCGCUGCCUGGUGGAUAAUGUGAAAAGCCGCUUUCCUCAGCUCCUCGAUUGCGACAAGGUCAAGAGCAGCCUCCAUAAGCGCUGGAAUUUCAUACAGAACGGUGCCAUCCUGAACAAGGGAACAGGACGAUGCUUGGAGGUGGAGAACAGGGGAAUGGCCGGCAUCGAUCUGAUUCUUCGCAGCUGCACAGGACAAAGGUGGACAAUUAAAAAUUUCAUCAAGUAGAGGUUGGAAGAGUCAGUGGAAUUUGACUCAAAACACGGCUGACUUGGACUAAUCUGAUUGGACUCCUUUGGAAUGGACAAAAUAUCAAAACAGAGCUUUAUUCAUGUUAUUAGGAGAGGACAUGGGGGAAAUGGGCAUUUGUGUCUUUUUAUUUUUAUUGUACAUUAGUGUCCCACAGCUGAUUCCAACUGUGUGAAAUUGGGUCAGAACUGCUAUUUUCUUCUGGCAAGCACUCUUAAAAGGUACCACUUAUUUCUGCUGGAAUGACUGUAAUAAGUUCAUGCAGUCUUGUGAACAUUUUACUGACAGGGAAUUGUUGCUUUCCCAGGUGACUCCAAGCUCUCCCAAAGGGCCAGGUAGGUUUGCACCACGAUCAGAGUCAAGAGACUCUGGAGACAGCUGCCUGGCAAGCAUGAAAAUUUGUGUGCUUGUGAGAGGAAAAGGUUGCCAAGCCUCAAAUGAGCCGAGUUUGAAAGAUGUGAUGUUCUGCUAGGUCCUCUCUUUCUUAUCCCCUUCUUGACCCUGCGUCGAGCAGCCUCCUCCUUGAGUCUGGGAGAGCCAAAGCUUACCCUAGUAGCUCACGUGUCUUUCCAAUCCUUAAUCACAGAUGUCAUCGAAGAAAACCCUAUUGAAUAAACACACUGAUCUCGAAUCGCCCCCUUUUCACCACCCACACGCUGCUGUUGGCCCAGCCAUCGCCAUGCAGCACUAGUCCCUCCAGUGGUGACCCCAGAUGGGUUCCCCUUGGAAGAAACCUUCGAUAUCCACCUGUCCCUUUCAAAUCAGUCAGGUACACACAUGGUGCGGAGGGCUCGCAGGGUGCUUCCUGCCUUGCAGUAGCCCACACGUUGCACAGUAAAGAUGUUGGCCAGCUGGGAGCCUGGGGAGCUGCAGGUCCACCUUGCCCUCCCCGUGGGGCAAUUGGUGUGGCACUGUCCCCUUGGAGACCCACCUUUACCCUUUUUUUGCUCUUUUCUUGCAGAAGUGAGGAUGGAUGCAGUGGUGUCUGCAGCAGGCUGAGAGCAGGUAACACAAGGGAAAGUCCCACUUGGGCUUCUCUUCCCUGGGGGCUACAGGGUUUGGUUUUAAGGCAACCUUGCUCUGAAUGAAGACAUCAGUAAUGGUAACUUUGCAGUGGUGUAAUUUUUUUUUCUGAGGCUCAAGGGCAUCUAGCCAGCUUGCGACCAUGGUCGAGGUCCACCUCAAACAGCACAUGUUUCUGCAGUCCUGCAUGGGCAGUGAUGAAAUAAGGAAGGGAGAGGGAGAGCAAGAGACCAAGAAGUGGCAGUUUGGCUGAAAUUCUGGACCUUGAAGUCACUCGAGGCUUGUUAACACAGUGGGGUGAUCUCACCUGCUUUUCUUAGCCCACAGCUACCAAACCUACCCAGACAUCAUGGGAGACCAUUGAUUUGGGGUCCUAAUGUCUGGCUACCUGCAAAAGGGAAACAUGGUCUUGCAAAGUUGUUUUACAUGGAUGCUAGACUGAAGAGUGGAUGCAGGCUUCUCUCGGUGGAGAGGAGAAGCCAGCCCAUCUCCUGUCCUUCUCACAGAAUAAUACUCUUUCUGGUUGCCCUCUGGCUAGGGUGCACUAAAAUAUAUUAAUAUAUAAGAUGUAUGUGUAAAUAUGUUUCCCAAAGACGGGAUGUGCACAGAGUUGUUUGCUGCAGAGCGCUCAUGCCUGUCUUCCAUUUGCAUCAGGAUGAAGCUACCUGGAUGUUUAAUGAGUUUAAUUUUCAAUGCCACGCAGCGGGUUUAUAACUUAUGUUUUAGUAAUUUAUUGAACAGAAGCAGAGAGCUUUCAUUGUUCCUUCUACAGCAAUGAGUGUCACAUAGGACUGAUUGUUCAUUUAGGCUUGACUAGACUUCCUCAUCCAUUGGGGUUGUCUCUGAUUUUUUUUCCCUUGCCUUCCUUAAUGAAGCAAAACCUCUUAGUUGUCCUGAAUCGCAAAGUAGGGAGUCAACGUAGAAUUUUACUCUCUUAUUCGCUACUGCAUCAUCUCUUGUAUAAUAAAUUUUAGCACUUACGAACCCAACAUGAUCACAAUGUCUUUAGAUGCAUGAUAUGUUUCCCCUUGCAUUUGUUCCUGCCUUCUAAGAAAAGCAAUGUACUGAUGAAGUGGACUCCAAGGGGAGUCUUGGGGGAUUUAAGACUUCACAACUACUGGCCAAAAUGGUAAAAUGCCCUUUAAUUGAGCAAUCAGUUUGCUGUCAGUCAUCAGCGGAAGCCACAUAUCAUUUAGUUGGGAAAAGCCUGCAUGUUUCAGGAUAAACAAUCAAAAAGCCUUUGGAUGUUGCCUGUGCUAUAAUUCAUGGUUCCCGGUUCAGCUUUAGUCCUGCCAGUGCUCGGGGCGCCAACAGAUGGGCUUUGUCAGAUUUAAUUGUGGUGGUAUAAGGUGUCACCGCCCCCAGCCUUCCAUCUGCUUCAGCUGCUGGAGGCUUCUUGUCACCGGCAGCAGAAAUGACUGUGUGGCUGCACCUCAGCUACCGUAAUUGGCAGGAUGCUGUUCAGCCACCAGGCAGGAGGGACUUGCUCUAUUUAACACACCGCACUGUCAGCCCAAGUCGCUCUGGGAUGGCCACGUGGCUCUGCUCGGGAGGCAGCAGCCCCUGGCGGAAGCGGGAUGGACCGCUGAGCAUCUCCAGCUGCCUGGUGGCAUUUGUGCUGCCUGUUGGAGGUGGUGUCCGUGUGCUUGGGAGUCUGCCCUCAGCUGACACAAGAUCUUGAAGGCAAUGGGCUUUUUUGAUCCUUUUUAAAAAAUUAAAGUUCAGAUAUGUGUUUCCUUCCCGCUUCAUCAAGAAAGCAAACUGCUGAAUAUCCCAAAGAAAGGGGAUGCUACAAAUGGACACUUUGCCCCAGGACCCUCAUGUGGGGCAGAAACCCAGUUGAGGUGGCUUGCCUGUUCUCCCUGGUGUACAGAGUGCUUUCAAAUAACUGAAAAGAAGCAGCAUGAGUAAAAUCGGGAUUAAAAGCAAGAAUUUCAUCUGCUGUGUCCGUGUAACCGAAGUUCUGUUCUGACAUUAGUUUGUGACAUGCAGAGAUGAUUGCUGAGGUGACGACCCGAGGUCCACACCCUCCUAAACUGUAGAAAUCUGUCUUAGAAAUCUGGAUCUAAAUGUUGCAUCUUGCGCUUAUCUCUAAUAAUAUGUUAAUUGCUUUAAAAAGUGAUAUCGAAGUGGUUCUUAUUAAAUAUAUGAUUUGA
This is a messenger RNA of Cuculus canorus (common cuckoo), 5169 nucleotides long. It is a transcript of the gene GALNT17, whose product is annotated as polypeptide N-acetylgalactosaminyltransferase 17. The transcript is spliced from 11 exons. Lineage: Eukaryota; Metazoa; Chordata; Aves; Cuculiformes; Cuculidae. The coding region runs from base 173 to 1969 and encodes 598 amino acids. Gene Ontology annotation, cellular component: Golgi apparatus. The record is from RefSeq and is a predicted model, not a curated record.